Molecule: messenger RNA, 1218 nt
Organism: Penicillium oxalicum
Lineage: Eukaryota; Fungi; Ascomycota; Eurotiomycetes; Eurotiales; Aspergillaceae
Product: 3' exoribonuclease family protein
Exons: 1
Coding region: 1-1218 (405 amino acids)
Biological process (GO): nuclear polyadenylation-dependent mRNA catabolic process; nuclear mRNA surveillance; exonucleolytic trimming to generate mature 3'-end of 5.8S rRNA from tricistronic rRNA transcript (SSU-rRNA, 5.8S rRNA, LSU-rRNA)
Cellular component (GO): cytoplasmic exosome (RNase complex); nuclear exosome (RNase complex)
Source: RefSeq, a predicted model, not a curated record
AUGGCCACUUCGGCAGCUUCGUCUGCUCCUCCCGGCAGACCAGCGCUUUCACUCCCUCCGUCUCAAUUCGCACGCCUCCAGCCUCACGCCUACCUUCUUGCCCAUCUCUCGCCUCCAUCAACGACCAAUCAACCUUCUAUUCGCGCCAAUGGCCGCGCUCCUUCGCAAUUCCGAGUCACGUCAGCCAAUGCUGGCUCCUUGACCCACACAAAUGGCAGCGCUGUGGUGCGAAUCGGCGAUACAGCAGCUGUCUGCGGCGUUCGGGCAGAGCUCUUACACACCGAAGAUAUUGCUUCAUGGAGCGUGUCGCAAGCAUCAAGCUCGAACAAGCCCCAGAGUCCAAUGGACCGGGGUGAGCAAGUGGCCGGAGAAGGGGACAGUGAUGAUGCCGAGCAAGAUCGUGCUCACAUCGAGGAUCUUAAUCUCCUUGUUCCUAACCUUUCAUUGAGUACGGGCUGCGCGCCGGGGUUCAUCCCGGGUGCGGCACCAUCGUCGCUUGCACAGUCCCUCUCCCAUCAGAUCCUUUCUCUUCUUCACAGCACACGCCUCGUUUGUGCGGACGACCUUCGCGUAUGGUAUCAACCACCUUCAAUGGGACCGGAAGAGUUGGAGCGCCACAAUGACGAGGAGCAGAUGGACAUGGAUGCGACACAAGAUAGCACGACUGUACAGAGCCCCCGGGAAAUCAAGGCUUUCUGGGUGCUUUACAUCGAUGUAAUGAUGAUUUCCCUUGCCGGAAACGCUUUUGAUGCUGCGUGGGCGGCUGUUCUCGCUGCCCUUCGAGAUACGAAGCUUCCCAAAGCCUGGUGGGACGUCGACAACGAGACAAUUGUUUGCUCCGACAGCAUCGCAGACGCCCGCAGACUUUCUCUGCGUGGUCUACCGGUGGCAAGUUCCUUCGCUGUCUUUGAGGCAGAUGCCGCGGCAGGUUGGCGGGCAACCGUCAUUCCUGAAGCUGGAGACAUGGGGGCGCACAAGACAUCAGGGGACAGCGGAGCUCCAGAGAGAUGGCUCCUUGCGGAUCCUGAUGGCUAUGAGGAGGGUCUUACUCAGGAGCGAGUCUGUCUUGUUGUGGAUAAGGACACUGAUGGAAAAGUUACCAUUCUGAAGAUGGAGAAGAACGGCGGAUGGACGGUUGAUACUGAGGAUCUCCGACAGCUGGUAGAUCUUUCGUCACAGCGCUGGGAAGAGAUGAAGAGGACACUUGAUCAGUGUUGA